AUGGAAAUCACCGUUUUGGGCAUACAAGACCGUGACGCCACCCCGACUCUUGAGAAGAGACAAGAGAAACGGCACGGCACAGGACGGAACAUUUACCUCGGAGCUCUGCUCAAGUCUAACCUGAGACUAAACUUUGUGCUUGCUUCCUCGGAAUGGCAAAAGUCCAUGUUUAGAAUACGCAUGUGGUCGUAUGAGAUUGUGUCAAGCUGUCAUUGCGAGACAUGGGCCAUAUGUCAAGGUGGACAACUGACGUCUUUCGGCAGGACGAAAGUAAGCUACGCGGUGAACAUUAUCAUCGGUAUCAGUAUAAGCGCUGGACCGAUAUCAGAUAUCCUCUCCCUUGUCUGUGGGUUUAACCAUACACUCACAGUACAGCAACGUACACACCCUGGUCGAAAUUGGACAAGGGUCUAUGCAGGGUUUUGGAAUGUCAUCGACCAUGUAAGCGUAUGGGGUAAAAUGAAACCAGAGGAUUUUCAUCGUCGGGCCCGCCUGCUAGUCAAAAGAUAG
This is a messenger RNA of Fusarium oxysporum Fo47, 510 nucleotides long. RefSeq lists its product as uncharacterized. Bases 1 to 510 code for a protein of 169 amino acids. The transcript has 5 exons. The record is from RefSeq and is a predicted model, not a curated record. NCBI's taxonomy places the organism in Eukaryota, Fungi, Ascomycota, Sordariomycetes, Hypocreales, Nectriaceae.